Molecule: messenger RNA, 4811 nt
Organism: Caretta caretta (loggerhead turtle)
Lineage: Eukaryota; Metazoa; Chordata; Testudines; Cheloniidae
Gene: HCN4
Product: hyperpolarization activated cyclic nucleotide gated potassium channel 4
Biological process (GO): potassium ion transmembrane transport; sodium ion transmembrane transport; regulation of membrane depolarization
Cellular component (GO): HCN channel complex; membrane; dendrite
Molecular function (GO): voltage-gated potassium channel activity
Source: RefSeq, a predicted model, not a curated record
UAGUGGCUGGGAGGUGAGGAGCGGAGGCUCCCCGGGGUGGGUGGCGGCUACCCCUGCGAGUUGUGCGCUGUGCCGGAGCCGCAGCCCGUUCGCAGGCGGCAUGGCCACGGCUGCUGCCGCAGCGGGGCAGGCCCGGAGUGCGGCUCGGACCUAGACUUGCCCGGCGGCGGGGCUCCGGGCGGCCCGGGAUUGCAGUGACCCCGCCCCGCGGGGAGUAGGCAGCAAGGAGCUGAAGCGGGACGGGGCUGCCGUCCCCUGUUGCGGACGCGGAGCUGAGCCUGAUGCAGAGCCAGUGGCUGGCACGCUCCGGCGAGGAGAUGACACGCCUGCCACCGGCCCCCCCUGCCCGGUGAGCUGGGGUGCGGGAGGCCGGGGCCCCGGGGCGGAGCAGCCGCCAUGGAUAAGCUGCCCCCCGCCAUGCGCAAGCGGUUCUACAGCCUGCCCCAGCCCGGCGGGGCCAAGGCGUCGAUCAUGGAUGAGGAGGGAGACGGCGACAAGGACACCCGCAGGCGGAGCAUCCGCCUCAAGCCGCUGCCCGCGGCUGGGGGCACCCGGGGAGACGCCGGCCCGGAGCCGGGCGCCAAGAGCAGCACCAACGGGGACUGCCGGCGCUUCCGCGGCAGCCUGUCCUCGCUGGCCAGCCGGCACCUGCACGACGCGGCCGAGGGCAGGCGGCUCAUCGGGGGCGAGGGGGAGGCGGCCUCCCCCGGCGAGGAGCGGAGCCCCCAGGGCGGGGGGGAGCCCGAGCUCCCGCCGGCCCCCGCCCGGUCCCCCCCGCCGGAGCCGCAGGCCCUGCCCGCCUCCGCCUCCAUCAAAGUGGAAGGCGGGGCGGGGGGCGACCAGAUUACCCCGGACGAGGAGCUGCGGCUGGGCCAGGCAGGCUUCAUGCAGCGCCAGUUCGGGGCCAUGCUCCAGCCGGGGGUCAACAAGUUCUCGCUGAGGAUGUUCGGCAGCCAGAAGGCGGUGGAGCGGGAGCAGCAGCGGGUCAAGUCCGCCGGGUUCUGGAUCAUCCACCCCUACAGCGACUUCAGGUUCUACUGGGAUCUGACCAUGCUGCUCCUGAUGGUGGGAAACCUGAUCAUUAUCCCUGUGGGCAUCACUUUCUUCAAGGACGAGAACACCACCCCAUGGAUCGUUUUCAAUGUGGUCUCAGACACCUUCUUCCUCAUCGACCUGGUCCUCAACUUCCGGACCGGCAUCGUGGUAGAGGAUAACACCGAGAUCAUCCUUGACCCCCAACGAAUUAAGAUGAAGUACCUGAAGAGCUGGUUCGUGGUGGAUUUUAUCUCCUCCAUCCCUGUGGACUAUAUCUUCCUGAUUGUGGAGACCCGUAUCGACUCGGAGGUUUACAAGACUGCCCGGGCUCUGCGUAUCGUACGCUUCACCAAAAUCCUCAGCCUUUUGCGCCUGCUAAGGCUCUCCAGGCUCAUCCGCUACAUCCACCAAUGGGAGGAGAUAUUCCACAUGACCUAUGACCUGGCGAGUGCGGUGGUGCGGAUUGUGAACCUGAUUGGAAUGAUGCUCCUGCUGUGUCACUGGGAUGGCUGCCUUCAGUUCCUGGUGCCCAUGCUGCAGGACUUCCCUGAAGAUUGCUGGGUGUCCCUCAACCGCAUGGUGAAUGACUCCUGGGGGAAGCAGUAUUCCUAUGCGCUGUUCAAGGCGAUGAGUCACAUGCUCUGCAUUGGCUAUGGGCAGCAGGCUCCCGUUGGCAUGUCAGAUGUGUGGCUCACUAUGCUGAGCAUGAUCGUUGGUGCCACUUGCUAUGCCAUGUUCAUCGGCCACGCCACAGCCCUCAUCCAGUCUCUGGACUCCUCAAGGCGGCAAUACCAGGAGAAGUACAAACAAGUGGAGCAGUACAUGUCCUUCCACAAGCUCCCCGCCGACAUGCGCCAGCGGAUCCAUGACUACUACGAGCACCGCUACCAGGGCAAGAUGUUUGACGAGGAGAGCAUCCUGGGAGAAUUGAGUGAGCCCCUGCGCGAGGAAAUCAUAAACUUCAACUGCCGGAAGCUGGUGGCAUCCAUGCCGCUGUUUGCCAAUGCAGAUCCCAACUUUGUGACAUCCAUGCUGACCAAACUGCGGUUUGAGGUGUUCCAGCCGGGGGAUUACAUCAUCCGGGAGGGCACCAUCGGCAAGAAAAUGUACUUCAUCCAGCACGGGGUGGUGAGCGUGCUUACCAAAGGCAACAAGGAGACUAAACUGGCAGAUGGCUCCUACUUUGGAGAAAUCUGCCUGUUGACCCGUGGCCGGCGCACGGCAAGCGUGCGAGCUGACACCUACUGCCGCCUCUACUCCCUCUCGGUGGACAAUUUCAACGAGGUGUUGGAAGAAUAUCCCAUGAUGAGAAGGGCUUUUGAAACAGUGGCACUGGACAGGCUGGAUAGAAUUGGUAAGAAAAAUUCCAUCCUGCUACAUAAAGUCCAGCACGACCUCAACUCUGGUGUCUUCAACUAUCAAGAGAACGAGAUCAUCCAGCAGAUUGUGCAGCACGACAGAGAGAUGGCGCACUGCGCUCACAAUGUCCAGGCUGCCGCAGCAGCAGCUUCCACACCAACCCCCGUCAUUUGGACUCCACUGAUCCAGGCGCCCUUGCAAGCUGCAGCAGCCACCACUUCAGUAGCAAUAGCUCUGACCCACCACCCGCGCCUCCCGACUGCUAUAUUCCGUCCUCCAGUAUCUGUUUUGGGGUCUUUGGGGCAGCCGUCCAGCCAGACGCCGAGACAACUGAAAAGGCUUCAGUCUAUUAUACCAUCAGCUGGUCCUUCUGCAGUAGGUUCUCCAUCCAGCACGCCAUCCCAGCUGCACACUCCAGGAGCUGAAACCCCUUCAUCAUCUUCCUUCCAAAUCCAGCAGCUGGCAGGAUUCACAGCCUCUGCUGGCUUAGGCCAGUUCCAUCAGGCCUCAGUUGGAUCUCCUUCCCCUGGCUCAAGCCAACAGUGCUUGGGUGGCACAUCAUCAGCAGGAUUGAACCAGUUUCAACAGGCGCCUUCAGGGUCUCCUUUAGGGGCAGUUCAGCAGCAGCCACUUUCCAGCAACACUCUGCCUAGUGGGUUUGGCCACUUCCAGCAGGCCACCACUAGCUCUCCACCUACUUCCUUCACCCAGCUCUCAUCAAACUCACCUAGCAAUCUUCUCAACCAAUUCCAGCCCACCCCCAGACCACCGCAGGUGGGACAGUUACAGCCCCUCACGGGAAGUGGAACUUUGGGAGGAAUGAACCACUUUCAACCCCCUCCUUCUUCCAGUUCUCCAUCCUCUAGCUUAAGCCAGCUGGCACAAGCCUCUGGAGGCUCCCUUUCAGGGCUGUGCCAAAUACAACCAAGUGCAUUAGGUUCUGCAACUGGGACGAUAGGCCAGCUGCACCAGGAAAGGUCACCUUUUGCCUCCAUGUCUCCAUUGCAGCAGCCUGGUGUAGCCUCCCCUUGUUACACCCCUUCUGGCCUUAGUCCUCCUAGUCAGAGCCCAGAGGCCACAAGAACUUUCCAAUGUGGCCCUUCCAGGGCCUCUGGCUCUCAUGGAUCUCUGCUCAUGCCUCAGACCUCCAGCCCACCUCCACUGGUCCUUCAACCCAAGAGCUCUCCACAUUUGCCACCAAGACGCCUGAGCCAGGACAUCAGGUUGAUUUCUGCUUCCCAGCCAUCUUUGCCCCAAGAAUUGUCUCAGACUCUGAGCCAAAGUUCUCCUCUUUCCUCUAGAGAGUCUGUUCUGAGCUUCUUUCCUUUCUCUGGGGGAGGGUCUGGACUUCUCAGAAAGCCGUGUAGCUCUAUUCCCGGACGCAUGACUUUGCCACGUCAGAUGUCCUCAGGUUCUCUGCCACACCCGCUAGUGUUUGGAGCCAGUGCUGUCGUUGCUCCCUCUCUGACUGCUGGUGGGAGGAAAGAAUCUGUUGUGCUCCCCGGGGAGCUAGAACCUGUCAGAUCCAAACUGCCCUCCAAUUUAUGAGGAUCUCUUCUCAAAGCCGUUUCUGCCACUCCUGCAAUUCAGUUCCUGAUCAGACUUUCACAAGUCAUUGCUUUCCUUUUUCUUUCUUUCUUUGCCUUUCUUUCUUUAGGUUUGACUGUGAUUAGCGAUAAACAAAAAGAAGAUAACCAGGUAUUCUUAGAGCUAUAGAUUUUUGGUCACUUGAUUUUAUAGAAUAUUUUAAUACGUGGAGCAAAAGAAAAUGAGGAGAUUUAAUCUACUGAGGUAAUACACAGAUACAAUGUGUGCCUGAGCUGGAACUUGUGAAUGAUCAGCCAUAGAGCCACCAAAAGGUUUUCCUGUUGAGACACAGAUCCCAGGUUGACAUGGGCAGAAGAAGGAACACUGGGCCAGGUCCAUAGCUGGUGUAUUUUGGAACAGCUCCAUUUGAAGAGCUGUGUUGAUUUGCACCAGCUGGAGAUCUGGCCUAUAGUGUCUAGAUUUUGAGGUCCUGAGCAGUUUGCUGUGUGCAUUGGAAGGUUCUGAUUCCCCCAUGGUUUUCUCCUGUCCUGAGUGGAUUGCAGAGGAAGUGGUGGAGGGUCAGUAUUGCUAAUGCAGUUCCCUGUAGGGAUUAGAAUCACAAGGGCAGGAGGGUUGCUUUUCCUUUUCUUGGACUCCUUCUGGACAAGGUGAAGCAUCUGGUGACCUGGCUAUGGAAGGACCCUCACUUCCCUCAGCAUUCUUCCCACCCCACUGAUGUGUUAGUGGGAGCAAAAGCCAGUCGCAGGUCCAUUAUGGUAGGGAGGGGCUACGUCCCCUCUGUAUUCCUAAAGGGAUAGGGGACAGGGGAGGUGUGAGUCUCAUCUCACUGGUCACUGUUGUGCUUUGCCAGCUGAUCAGCAGCAUGGCUG